Molecule: messenger RNA, 2516 nt
Organism: Phasianus colchicus (ring-necked pheasant)
Lineage: Eukaryota; Metazoa; Chordata; Aves; Galliformes; Phasianidae
Gene: CCDC13
Product: coiled-coil domain containing 13
Biological process (GO): cytoplasmic microtubule organization; non-motile cilium assembly
Cellular component (GO): centriolar satellite
Source: RefSeq, a predicted model, not a curated record
UUGCUAUGGGAACGGCUUGGGCCGGCGGCGGAGCCGGGAGGCGGAGGGGCUGGGUACAACCGUGCCAACGCGGGCUCUGAGGGCUCCGCCGCCGGCCUCGGGGCUGGGGGAGGCCGGGCAUUUGUGAUGUAAGGCCAUUAAAGUGAGGCUGAAGAGCAUGGUGACUGAGAGGUGGUGGCAGGGAGACUGUGCAAAGUAAGCAAUGGAGUCAGACAUAAGUGGGAACGAACAUUUUAAAAGCCAGUUUAAAGCUCUUCAGGUACAACAGCAAAGAAGACUACAGAAUCUAAUGGAGAGGAAGAAGGAAAAGCAGAACAGUCAGAAGGGUAACAAUGGCAAUGGAAAGGAGACUUUCAACAUCCCAACUGAUCUAAACUUGUUUGAAACAGAACAACCUGUAAUUGAAGAUGACAGCAAAAGAUUGCUUGAGGUUGAGCAUGAACAACUCCAGGAUCAGCUUCGAGAGGUCCGAGAUGAGAACUGCAGGCUGUACAAACUGGUGACAGAAAAAGAUUUUGAAAUAAAGCAACUGCAGAAAAAAAUACAGGAGGAUCGAUUGGCUUUGUCAGGGACGUCUGGUUUAGCAGGGGAUGUUGCAGCUACUAAAAUAGUUGAACUGGCCAAAAAGAACCGGGAGAUAAUUGCCGAGACUGAGAGUGAAAAAGCCAAAGUAAAGCAACUGAAUAACAAAGUUAAAGAGCUGGAGAGAGAACUACAGACAGCUGUGGAAAAAAUACAUUCUCUUGGUGGCAGUGAUGCAGGAAUCAAGCAAUCAGCUCUGAAGAAGACGGAAGAAAACUUGGCUGAAAGUCCAGAGGUGAAAGCAUUGCAAGAAAAAUUAACUACAGCCAACUUCAAAGUGCUGGAGUAUCGUAACCAGCUGCAAUCUGCAAAGCAGGAACUGAAGAUGACCCAAAAGCUCUUAGCAAAUGAAGUUGGUGAGGAUGUGAAUAUCCAAAGUCUCUUGACCAAUUCUGGCAGCUGGCGUGGACGAGCCCAGCAAAUUCUUGUUCUCCAAAGCAAGGUUAGAGAGCUGGAGAAUCAGUUGGGUCAAAACAAGAGCAGAACAUUACUGAGUGAAAUGGAUGAGGAGCUGCUGGCUCUUACCGACCUGAGGAAGUUGUCAGCCCAAGAGAAGAACUUGCUGAAAAUUCGCAGUUUGGAAAAAGAAAGGAAAGAAGCCUUGGAGAAACUCACUGUGGAACAUGAUGCUCUCAAAACAAAUCAUGAGGAAGUGAAAAAAAACCUCGAUGCAACAAAAGCCAGGAACAAAGUGCUGUGCAGCGAAGUGAAAACCUUGAAGGGACAGAUCAUAACCCUGCUGGAGAAAGGAAAACACGAUGAUGAGCUCAUAGAUGCCUUACUGAGCCAGCAGAAACAAAUGCAGGAAAUCUUAAAGCACCUGAGCCAGCAGGAUGAAAAGAACAAAGAAUCCCAGCAGCUGCUAGGACAGCACUUGAACAAUGAGGCUCAGAGACAAAAUUGCCUUGUAGAGCAGCUCAGGCAGAUGGUGGCUGAACGAGAAGCAAAGGUUAAAGAGCUGGAAGAGGAGACUGGGCAACUCGCACUUCAGAAGAAAUCUGCCCAUCAAGGGGACAAUUCAGGAGCUGUUUUUACACCACCCUGUGCACACUCAGAAGAUCUACGUUUUUCUGGGCUUAAGCCCCUGACAUCAGCCAGUGAUCAGGUUGGAAGGACUGCAUCUGCUCGCACAGUGUCCAAGAUGGGCCAUAUGCUUAUAGAAUCAGCAGCUACCAAACCUUCCCUUCUCAGUAGCAACAUCACACCUGGAAGGCUUGCUGGCAUCGACAGCCUGGAUUUCAAAGUGCUGCAAAUGCAGAUCACAGAGCACAAGGCCCUGUGCCAGGCUGCAGAAGUGGAGAGAGACAGGCUCCUGGAACUGGUCGCUGUGCUGCAGAAAAGGAUAGAGGAAGGCAGUGAUAAAGUCUUGGAAGCAGAGAAGAGACUUCAGGAAGAGCGGCGACGAUGUGUCAUUUUGGAGCAGCAGCUUGAAAAACUACAAAUGGAUCCAGGGAGGCUCACAAGUACACAGAAACCUCCCCUGAGGAGCAAAACAGGUCAGUCUGCUGGUCAGUCAAGGCUGUCCUUGAACAUGAGUGAUAGGAAGGAGCUCUCUGCAGCCCAGCUGUCCAAGCUGUCUCUGGAAUCACAGAUAGAGGAGCUCAGUACAAGGCUUGUGAUCCAGCUGGAUGAGAAUGAAGCUCUGAAGGCUGCUUUGGAGACUACUGUGAGAAAGAAAGAGGAAGACUUUAAGCUGUACCAAGACACAAUGGACCAAGUGAAGGAUAUCUUUCUACAGGCCAUUCGGCAGCAGAAACAAGAGACGAGUUAAGCAAGAUAAUCAGAGCCCUCUGAACUGCAAAGAAAGGAGAGAGGCCAGGAGUUGUGCCCAUGGAUUGAAACGCACUGGAAGUGUAGUUUUGCAUGUCAUGUCUUCAGCUUUUGCAGGAGAGGAGGAGAGAUGGAGACGGAAUAGAAAAAGACUGAAGAUUUUG